AAUGCACCUUGUAGAUGGCAGCAGUAGCCUUCCUGUAGUUACACACAGAGGAGGGGUGGGGAGGCAGCCAGUACAUCAGAGCCAGAAAGACCCGUCGGACAGGUGUGAAGUCAGUGGAAAUGUGAUCACAGACGUGUAUCCUGGGACCUUCCUGUCUGUCUGUCUGUCUAAAGAGAGUCACCGAGGAGGAGGACACUUGGAUUACACGGGGACAAAAUAUCAAUCUUUGGGGAAUCAUGGUUCCCAGGAAAGGACAGACACCUGGAGAAGGCUUUAACCAAUAACCCAGCAGUCAAAGAUGGAUGACCAAAAGAUCCGACUUCCAGCUCGAACUUUACUGGAAUGUUCCAGUGGUGACAAGCUCUGCACUGCCCAAACUUAUCAGUAUGAGGUGAUUGUGGUGCCUGUCUUCCUAGUUGGGAUUACUAUCAUUCUGCUUGUCAUUAUUUUGUGGCUUCGGUACCGAGGAUGGAAAUCCACAAGGAAACAACCUCAAGGUCAUCUUAUCCAGCAUAGCCUUGGAGUUGUAAACUCAGGGAUCUCAUUGGAUGAACUGUCCUUGGAGGAUGUGCUUAAAAAAAAGGAUCCUUCUCUUUUAGCACUGGAGACACCAUGGGAGAGAAUAAGACAACCCAUGCAGCUAAUGGGGGAAGGAAGAUUUGGUCCCCUCUACAAGACUGACCUGAAAGGGCAAGAUGCCCUCUCAGAAAAUAGAGAAAUUGUUUUGAAACAACUGAAAGGCAAUGCUGAGCCAAAAGAUGUCCGUGAUUUCCUGCAGAGGGCAGCAUUUCAGGCCUGGUUGGGCACACACCCUUACUUGGUGGACAUGGUUGGGUGCUGUUCUAAUCAGAAGCCUUACUAUAUGUUGCUGGAGUGUGUGGAGCCGGGGUCACUUUUGCAGUUUCUCUGGGACUGUCGGAGGGAUGUUGUGUCAGUGCAAGGAAUACUCUAUGACAUUACAGAGUGCCAAGUUUACAUUAUCGCUCUACAGAUUCUGUCAGCACUGGAAUAUCUGCAUGAGCGUGAUCUUGUGCAUGGAGACGUAGCAGCAAGAAAUGUUCUUAUUCAGCAUAAUUUUAUCACUAAACUGACUGGCCUGGGAGGAGCCUGUGAAAUGCACUCAAGUGGAUCUUUUCCAAUGCGGAGGCCUACUCCUCUAAAAUGGAUGGCUCCAGAGCGUCUCCUUCAUUUGUCUGCUACCAGCAAAUCUGAUACAUGGUCCUUUGGAAUUCUCCUUUAUGAAAUGAUAACUUUAGGUGCUCCUCCAUUCCCAGAGGUUCCUCCUUCCAGCAUAUUGCAGCAUUUGCAGCGGGGUAACGUCAUGAAAAGGCCCUCCAGCUGUAAACAGAUUUUAUACAACACUAUGAAAUCUUGUUGGAUAUGGAAGGUAUCUGACAGAGUUUCUCUCUCUGAAUUGCGUAAGCGAUUAGAAAAUGGGAAGAAAACUGCAAAUGACAGGACAGUGCUGCAGGUCCCUGAGCUUGUGGUACCUGAGCUGUAUGAGGGUGUAGCUGGGACAGAGCCUAUCAAAAUGGAGACUGAUUACACUGUUCUUUAACAGCAACGUCUUCAAAGACGGACUUUUACAUUGUUCUUUAACGGCAACGUCUUCAAAGACGGACUUUUACGCCGUUCUUUAACGGCAACGUCUUCAAAGACGGACUUUUACACCGUUCUUUAACGGCAACGUCUUCAAAGACGGACUUUUACACCGUUCUUUAACAGCAACGUCUUCAAAGAUGGACUAUUACACCGUUCUUUAACAGCAACGUUUUCAAAGAUGGAUUUUUACACCAUUUUUUAACAGCAACGUCUUCAAAGAUCGACUUUUACACUGUUCUUUAACAGCAACGUCUUCAAAGACUGACUUGGCUGGUUACAAAAUGACUUGAAAUUAUUUAUUUAUGUGAACCAUAAUUUUUUUCUUUCUUUUUUUACAUGAAGGAAUAUUUUUCUGUACUUAAUAUGAAAAUAUAAAAAGAACUCUGAUUUAUUCAUGGGGAUGUUACAUUAACAUUUCUGAUCCUACCUGAGCGGUCCCUGGACAGUAGGAAAAGAUCAUCCUCCAUUAACAACUCUCUGUCGCCUCAUUAUCAACUCUGAUUGGAGGAUACUUAUUCAACUACGCUCUGCUGUCACAUUGCUCAGUGAUUUUUUUUCUUAUCUCUGUUUACAAAAUUAUUUAAUUUUUUUAUAUUUUUGGGGAUUGAUUGAAAUGCUUCAAAUUUAAAGUGAACCUAUAAGUAGAGUUAAUAAACCAGUAAUAGCGGUCUUAAACAAAAGAAAAAAAGUUUGGGCCGUAAAGGUAUGUACGAAAUGUGCCUGCAUUACAAUUAUGAUCCUAUUUUAGAAAAGCGCUUUAACUUUUAAAAAAAGGCUUCAAUAGUUAAGUGACUUGUGCACAUUUAGGAGAAGGUGGACCCUGAUGCUUCACUGUAGCAACAAAGAAGCCCCAUCUCAUGCUUCUGCCUGGGGUACAGCGUUUUCUCUGAUAACAGCUUAUAUAAUUAUAUAUACUCUUCUGUGGACCAUUUUA
This is a messenger RNA of Rana temporaria (common frog), 2536 nucleotides long. It is a transcript of the gene STYK1, whose product is annotated as serine/threonine/tyrosine kinase 1. Gene Ontology annotation, biological process: protein phosphorylation; cell surface receptor protein tyrosine kinase signaling pathway; positive regulation of kinase activity. NCBI's taxonomy places the organism in Eukaryota, Metazoa, Chordata, Amphibia, Anura, Ranidae. Bases 299 to 1558 code for a protein of 419 amino acids. Gene Ontology annotation, molecular function: transmembrane receptor protein tyrosine kinase activity; ATP binding. The transcript is spliced from 10 exons. The record is from RefSeq and is a predicted model, not a curated record. Gene Ontology annotation, cellular component: signaling receptor complex.